Molecule: messenger RNA, 1386 nt
Organism: Closterium sp. Yama58-4
Lineage: Eukaryota; Viridiplantae; Streptophyta; Zygnematophyceae; Desmidiales; Closteriaceae
Source: the annotation of a GenBank genome assembly
AUGGGUGCGAGCGGGAUCGAGACGGGAAGCAGCAACGUGUGGGUGGUGCUGGUGGGCUCGUCGCGAAACUGGCUGAACUAUCGAGACAACGCCAACACCCUUGCCCUGUACAGGAGUGUGCGCGACCUAGGCGUGUCAGAUGAGCGAAUCAUCCUCAUGCUGGCGGACAACAUGCCCUGCAACCCCCGCAACCCCCACCCUGGCCGCGUCUUCCACAGCCCUGACCACCGCCUGAACCUCUAUGGGGAACACGUGGAGGUGGACUACCGCGGGGCAGAGGUGACAGUGGAUGCGUUCCUGCGCCUGCUGACCGGGCGGCACGAUUCGUCUGUUCCGCGGAGCAAGCGGCUUCUCUCGGACAGCAGCAGCCGCAUCCUCAUCUACCUCACGGGCCACGGGGGGGACAAGUUCCUGAAAUUCCGGGACAAGGAGGAGCUGCAGGCUCAAGACCUGGCAGAUGCCUUUCACCACAUGCACCAGCAGCACAGGUACCAUUCCAUCCUCCUUAUGAUCGACACGUGCCAGGCGCAAACCCUCUACUCCGAGAUCUACUCUCCUGGCAUCGUCUCUGUUGCCAGCAGUGCCAAGGGCGAGAUGUCCUACUCCUACCUGCCUGACCUCGAUCUGGGAGUGACAGUCGUGGAUCUCUUCACAUACCACACUCUGCAGUUUCUGCAUCAAAUCAAUGCUCGCUCCAAUGUAUCCCUUGCCAGUCUGUUUGAGUCGUACGAUCCAAGGUUCCUCAUGUCCACUCCGGGCUACUGCAGCGUCAACUUCCCCGCGCCUCUGCACCAGGUCCCAGUCACUGACUACGUUGCCUCAGUCAUGCCUGUCCAGAUAACACCUGCCCCGUACCCACUCUCUCCCACUGACACACCUCGCGUUAAACCGAGCGAGGGAAGGAAGGCCGGAGGAGGAGAGAGCUGUGCAGCAGAGGGAGGAGGUGAUGGAGGGGGUGGUGUGAGAGAGGGGAAGGGGAACGGUGGGGCCGAGGAAGCAAGGCGUGGGAAAGGCUUGGAGGCGGGAAAGGACUGGACGCUGGACAAUGCUGUGAUGUGGUUUGGGGACCCAAUUCUCACAGCAACUCUCACAACAGCAACUCUCACAACAGCAAUUCUCACAACAACAAUUCUCACAACAGCAAUUCUCACAACAGCAACUCUCACACAGCAACUCUCACACAACAACUCUCACACAGCAACUCUCACACAGCAACUCUCACACAGCAACUCUCACACAGCAACUCUCACAACAGCAACUCUCACAACAGCAGCUCUCACAACAGAAACUCUCACAACAGCAACUCUCACAACAGCAACUCUCACAACAGCAACUCUCACAACAGCAACUCUCCCCAAAUGCUGCCUCUGCCCGCUGCUGCUUUAG